AUGAAGUCGAAACUUUGUUCUGGUGAGCUGAUUGUGAUGCAGCAGAUCUCAAUGCCGCUAGAAGAGCUUUCGACAGCCUUCACGCCGCGAGUCGAUGCAGAGGCUGGCUGUUCGCCAGAGCAUCCGCUGGGGACCAGCACGAAUGCCAAGGACUUGAUCGCCAACCUGAACCGCAUCAGGCAGUUGAAAUGCACUCCCUGCCGCUCCUCCGCAACCUCCGAUGCUUCAAGAGCCCCUACGCCAGUCGACAUGUUGGAAUCAAACAGCGUCUUUGACCCGAUGAAGACUAUCACAGGCCUCCUCUACCCGCGUCAAGAUCGCAGUGGGUUGCAAAUACAUCUCAGCUUCUCAAGCCCUCAACCUCAACCUUCGAAAAACGUCUGCAAGAGGCAAGACCACGAGAAGCAAGGACAUUGUAGGCAUGCUUGCUAUCAUGAAGAUCAACUGAAUAUCAACGAGACUUUCACCCAUGCCAAGAACAACCUAACUUCAGACCGUGAAGACGAAGCUCCUUCUAGAUUAUUCGAUCAUGUCCAAAACGACAAGCAGCGUUACCCGAAUUCGGGGUUUUUGAACUCUUUCUUUCAGAACAGGACUCUGACCUUCCUUGAGAAUUGGCCGUUUCAGCGAAAGCAUUCCAAGUCAAUGGACCCGACGAACAUUGAGAGUGUCAUAAAGCUGGCAAAGGAACAGGCCAGACACGACCUAAACAACUUGGGAGAUGAACUGCAAACGCUUGUCUCGCAGAUGGAGUGUGAAUUGCAAGAAGAAAGGUUUGUAGCUACACAGAAGGAGGCUUGCCUGCAAAUGGUAAAAGGAUGA
Guillardia theta CCMP2712 is the source of this 822-nucleotide messenger RNA. RefSeq lists its product as hypothetical. NCBI's taxonomy places the organism in Eukaryota, Cryptophyceae, Pyrenomonadales, Geminigeraceae. The transcript has a single exon. Bases 1 to 822 code for a protein of 273 amino acids. The record is from RefSeq and is a predicted model, not a curated record.